AUGUUGGGGAAACUCUUCAACCUCGGCGCCGGAGCCGGGACACCUCCUCUGGCCCAACCCCCCUCGCAGAAGACAUUCCCGCUCGAGUCGGUACAGGAAGACAUCCAUACGCGGCACCUGCUCUUCCCCGAUCCCCAAGACCUGUUUGAGCAUCGGCCCAACCAGCUGUACCCCUUGUCCAGCAUUUCUUCUGCGUCCACACACACAACCAGCAAUGCCUUCGACUACAAUGCAGACAUCGAGCUUGACAUACCCGAUGUGCGCAUCAUCAUCAUGCAGGAUGCCCUAAGUUCAGUUGCCGCUUCCCUACUGUACGACAGCCAACCUCCUCCUCCGGUUCCCCCGACGUCUCUCGACCGUCCUUCGGCAACCGCCGGCUCUUACGUGGUUCAGGAGCCACGCAAAGGCCCUCUGUCUCCACGAAAACCCAGCAUCAGUCUUCCGCAGCGUCCUAUGGUGAUUCAAUCUGGCAGUCCCAGGAAUCGUCAGGGAGCAUUUGAUCGAAGGCCAUCAGUUCACAGCCGCAACCAGGGGUGCAUCGAAAGCGAAUCUCAGCGUGCCUGGCGCGAGUAUCGAGAAGAACUUGCUACCUUUUCUAGUUGCAUCUUUGGUAAUUCAGAACUCAUGGCUUAUAAGGGAACCUCAACUAAGGUACAUGUUGUUCCUUCGGAUGUGCGGCAACUUGAUGGCGGUUUUGGUGAUGGUCGAAACUCCAUAGGCAGGUCGACAAUGCGCACUAGCCGGCUCUCACAGUCGUUUACCUCAGAAAACCAGCACAUGUUCACUUCACCCACCUCGAACAUGUCUUUGCGUAGUGUCGAUCGGAAGAAGGUACUCAUUACGAGAUUGUUCCCGGUUAAUCUGCCCUUAGACGAAGACAUCAGCCCCUUCUCCGACGACAAUAUUCCCGAUCAUUCCAAAGCCGCAGAGCACAUCAACCCCAAAAGAUUCCAACCUCGGCAGAAGCGGACGCCGAUGUACGCUGUGGCCUUGAUCAUCAGUCUCCCCCCUUCCAACAUUCACGCUACUCCGGCGGCAAACGCAUUACGGUAUGGAUUCAAAAGCUCCAGCUCCUACGCCGAGCAGGACUCCUUCCCGUCUUCCUUAAGCUCCACUCGACGCUCAGGCUGGACCUUUGUCGGUCAAGGAGGAGGAGGAGGGCAGGAUUUGUUCGAUACCAGCUUUGGGAGCGAAACGGACGAUCAGAUUGACGCGAUCACCCAACACUGGGACAUCAUCAUGCGGACGCUGAGUCAUUUACAGACCGUCGUUGCCAGCACUUUGUUUACCAUGCUCAGGCAAGCAGACCGUGCAUUCCCGGAUCCCGUCUCUCCUUUAUCAACUCAGGUAACCAGAGGAUCUGCUGGGAGUAGCCGUCGUGGCGAUGAUGGGGCCGCUAUCAAGACCACGAAGACGAACGCGAAGCAUAUCACAUUGCUUCCUAAUUGUCUUCUGGAUAACAAGCAGAUCAGCGCAGAGGUCGAUGCUGCGAGGACGAGAGUCGUCGCCGGUAUUCGUGCCUCUCGGGUGACAACGGGCCAGAAUCGUUGGCCGAUAUGGCGGGAGGAAGCUCGAUGGGUGGCUCGGUGGGCUGCUGGAAAGGAGCAAGGCUUCUUCUUUUUUAAUCUAUUGACAGCCUUUCUUGCAACCCAUACCGAUUGGAUGCAGGCACUCUGUCCCCCUUCGUAUCGUCGCCGGCAUUAUCUCCAUCAGCGAACGAAGGCGGAAGAAGAUGCCUCGGUUCCCGCGCGAACCAUAAUCGUUAGCGACAACAAAAUUGCGGCAAGGCGGCUGAUCUUCUUGUUAUCGGCAUUCCUUCCUGCAUCUCAGCUCCUCCCUGGGCCCAGAGCUCACCGUCCGAGUACCCCGGCUUCUUUAAGCGCGCUAUCCCAGUCGCCCCCGUCUUUCGUGGUCCCUAUUCUUAAGGAAGAUUCUCUGCGCAGGAAGAUCCAUCGCCGGACGGGCUCACGUAUGCCAUCUCACUCGCGCAACCUCAGCGUGCAGUCACACGCUGCACGUGCAGGUGGCUCUAUCCCUCUACCACUGGCUCAUUUGAGCAUGGAAGGGAGACAUGAGAGGCGGGCCUCGGAUGCUGCAUCAAUUCGUACCACUCAACUACCCAUUCGUGGGACUGAUCCCCGGAAAACCGGUGCAGCAACCACUACCACUAUCACACCGGAAACCAGCAUCCCGCACUUCUCCGGUAUAUAUCGAGCUGAUAUCUUCUCUCAGGGGAGACCUGGGAGCAGCAACAGUGUUGCUGCGGAUGAUCUAAAGCGGCUUACUCGGGAUGAAAGCCCGGGCUCCCAAAGCUCGGCUGGUGGUGAACGCUGGUCUAAGUCGAGAUGGAGUACCGUCAUCAGCGGGAUUUGGAAAAAAGAGUCGACCGCCAAGCCCACCGCGGGACAACCCGGCAGUUCAUCGGCAUCUGUCAACCGCCGAGAAUCCGUAGCUGCUGUGUCUUCGAAGCCUGCUCAGGCCACCCAGGUUCCAGGACCUCCCGCUGCUGGACAGCCUGGUAAUGCCAAUACCUUUGGAACUCAGCCUGUGAGCCCGAAAAACUCAAUAACUCCUUCUGCUGGACAUUCCUCGGAGACUUAUCCUCCUGCUGAAGCUCCGUGCCUUGCGCCAAACCCACAACGGAUACCGGAUCCAUCCAGUGCGUUCGAAUCGCCAGUGAAAACAUCGAUCAAUCUUGACGAUGGAGUUAUUGACGUUGAUGUCCCGCUACCUGAUUUCAUCACAUCCUUUGAGAGUGCGGUGAGCUCACCAUCGAGCAGCGGAUAUCUGUCCGCUUCAGGCUUCGGCACGGGGCUUGAUGCAUUCGAACAGUCAUGCCGCUUCUCCGCCGACGGAGAUGCUCCCAUCAAUGUAGCUGGAUGGCUACAACAUUACCAUCCCGAUUUCAUACUGCAGGCUGUGCCCGCCCAACAUGGCCUUAUUGAUCAUAUCAAGGCGUCGAUGCAGGCUGAGCCAACCCCGCAACUCCCUCCAGGCACACCCACAGCCGAGGACGGCACGACUGAAACUUGGGUCGAUGUCGCAUCCGCCAUCGUGGCAGAUGCAACUACAUUCACCAUUACACGCAUCCGUUACCGUCGCCUUCUCAGGCUUGGCUUUGGGAUCGAUCGCCAGUACCAAUCAUCCUGGUCGUCACCAACACGACAAGGAGAUAUCCAGCUGAAGGAUGAAUUUAUCGAGGAGCCUCUUGUUACAUUUGAUGAGACCCUCAUAGAGGCAGUCGAGAAGGUCAUCGCAACAGGGUAUCCUGGUUUCGGCAGCAGUACCACGGAUCUUCUUGUUACCGAGACGGCCAUGCCAACACCAACAAACAGUAAACUCAGCUCGGCCACUUCGUCUCGUUCAAACAGCAAGCGUCGCGACGACCGCGCAUUUUUUGGUAUGGACAAUACCGCAUCAUCAACGGCUGGCGCUGAGACAUGUCCCCCUUCCCAGACACAAUCUAGAUCCCCACUGCACACCACAGGACUGGCGCCGCCACCAUCUAUUGUACAAGAAAUUCCGAGAUCCCAGUGCAAGACAGUUUUACUGUCAGCGCUGGAGGAUAUCAUUCAUGAGGUGAUUGCCGAGAGAGAGCAUAGGCAGGAAGAAGAGGAGGUAACUAGAACGUUAACAGGAGAACAGCUUGGUCAUGGAAAGGACAUUGAACAGGGCCAACAAGGGAAUGAAGGACUGGGAAGAGAGCGAGGUCGACAGAUGGGAGGAGGUGUCGGUGGUGACAAGGAACGUGAGAAAGCCAAGGAGAGGGAAAGCCCACUUCGUGAGGCAGUCAGGGCUUGGAUUGAGAGUGUGGAUAUAACUGGGGAGUGA
Thermochaetoides thermophila DSM 1495 is the source of this 3831-nucleotide messenger RNA. RefSeq lists its product as uncharacterized. Gene Ontology annotation, cellular component: cytoplasm. The coding region runs from base 1 to 3831 and encodes 1276 amino acids. Gene Ontology annotation, molecular function: protein-folding chaperone binding; ATPase inhibitor activity. The transcript has a single exon. Lineage: Eukaryota; Fungi; Ascomycota; Sordariomycetes; Sordariales; Chaetomiaceae. The record is from RefSeq and is a predicted model, not a curated record.